ACCAAUGGCGUUAAACUUCUAAAGUCGCGCAACAUUCCCUUUAUCCUGUCCACCUUUGUUAUACGAUAUUUCUAUUUUUUCUCCUGAACAUGUGAAAUAUAUAAAUAAUUCCGGAUCGAACCGCAGAGUCUGAUCGGAAGAGUUUUUUCUCCAGAGAUUCGUUUUUCACAAAUCUUUCCGGAGCCUCGAUGGAGGCGCGCUAACGAUAGCGAGCUAGCUAACGUUACAGGAGCUAACUUUAGCUAGCAGCUAGCUGUGUGUUUUUAUUGCUAUUUAAAAAAAAAACACGUUCAAAGAAAAUAAAAGCUAAUUUAACGCAUUCGCCGAGAUGACGUCAGCCUCCGCAAAGGUGGGCGAGAUUUUCUCAGCAGCGGGCACCGCCUUCACGAAGCUGGGAGAGUUGACCAUGCAGCUGCACCCGGUGUCCGACUCCAGUCCUGCAGGGGCCAAAUGGACGGAGACGGAGAUCGAGAUGCUGCGUCUGGCGGUGCGUCGGUUUGGAGACGACCUCAACAACAUCAGCACCGUGAUCAAAGAGCGCACUGUAGCGCAGAUAAAGAGCACCGUCAAGAGGAAGUUGUACGAGGACAGCAGAGUCCCCAUUUCCUCCGAGUCCCCAAAGAAGACCGUCAAGAAAACAGCCGUCGCCAUGACGCCGGCUCCGACACCCGCUGCUCCCGCCAUGAUCGCCGUGCCGACCUCGCAGGUUGUCGUGGCGACAGGAAUGCAGAGCAGCCCCUCUCUGGCCCCGCCCAUCAAGAAACAGAAGACGGCAGACGUGACUCUCAGCGCUCUGAACGACUCGGACGUGAACAGUGACCUGGUCGACAUCGAAGGACUCGGUGACGGCUCGUCCAACAAGAAACUCAACUUCGACCAAGAGAGCCUGAACCUGGACUCCAGCCUCAUCAUGAACUCCAGUGACCUCCCCCUCCUGUCCCGCUGACCUCUGCCCUCUCAGCUCUCCUGUUACCUGAUGCUCACCUGUCCACAUCUGCAGCGUUUAUCCUUCAGUUUAACAGAAACACAGAGACGUUUGAAGACGUUAAAAAGUGACCACAGUUCAAACAAUUGAAUCAGACGUUUGUUUUUGUGACAGAAUUAUGUUUCCAUCAGUUUCAGGUUAGAAAUCAGACAACGUUGUUUUUGUUUUUUUUAUCAUGAAGAGUGACGUGGAGGUGACCUCAGAGUGUGAAGACAUGAUGGCGUCGGGGGGAAAUGAGUUGAUUCAUCACUUUGUGCUCUCAGAACUUAUUUUACCCUCAAACUAAUAAUUUAAUCUCUCCAGAUGUUCACGGCAUGGAGCUGUGGUGCGGUCAGCUAUACAGAGACAGAUUUGUGUCAAUAUUAUCAAGUCUGCGUGUUACAGUCUGUGUACAUAAAACAACUUCCAUAAAUACAACAAAUUAUUUUAAAUUCACAAAAAUAUUUUGCAGAUAUAAAAUGCAGAUAUCUGUGAAUACAUUUAAUUGAUUUACAAAUAUGUGAAAAACAUUUACAACUUUGGAACAGAAAAGCCAGUUUGUUUGUUUUUUUAUUACAGAUGUGCAGAAGUGUCGGGCCAGGAAAAGAAAACAACUUAAUAACCAUCAAAGUUUCUUGUUAUAUUGCGUAAAAAUGUGAAAAAUAUCUUGUUAUAAUGAGAAACUUUUUUUUUUCGUCUUUUGCCGUGGCAUCAGUACGCAUCUGUAGUUGGUGAAUCUCAGUGACACACGUGGAGUUUUUAUUUUAUUUUAUGAAUUUGUUUAUUUUUAUUACAGAAUACUUUUGUGAGUUUAGAAAUACUUGUUGUAUUUGUGGAAGGUGUUUUAUUUUUACAGAGUCACACACAGACUGUUCACACAAAUGAUCUUUGACCCAAAUGUGUCAACAACUUUACAGUUGAGUCACAGCAACUCCAGUUUCCUAAAAAUGAAUCCGAGGAGAUGUUCUGAAGAUAUUUCCUGAAUCAUCAAAGACUAAAAAAAUAAUUUCACUGCUGCACGACCUGAUGCUUUUUGUUUCAUUAACUCGGCCGGUCAGAUGCAGCUCUGCUUUUGCUCCAGGAAGCAGUUUUUAUUUAAUACGUUUUAUUUAUUUUAGUUUUAUGUAAAAUCACAAAGUGUCUCAGUGUGAAAGACAAUUACAGAAAAAACAAAAACAAUAUAAAAUGUCUAAAACAAAAACACACUACUGAGAUAUUCUAAGUUUGAUAAUAUUUUAUAAGAACAUUUAUUAAAGAAAAAAUCACUGCAAGAAACAAGAACAAGAAGAUCAGUCGCUGCUGACUGACAUCGUCAUUUGGACUCAGGAGAAAGAGACAGGAAAAACAACCUGGUUAAAAAUGUUUUUUUUAUUGAUCAGGUACAAAUGAUUUUUUUCCUCCAGAUGUUUUAAAGAGUAUUUGAAGGAUUCUGGAAACAUCUUAAGAACCAUUAAAACAUCAGCAGGUGUCGUCACAUGACCGAAAUUUCCAACUUUAAAUCAACACCAUGAAAAAUAUCCAUAUUUAAAACAUGAGAGUUCAUCAGUGUGAGAUGUCUACAGUACAGUAACUGUCUCAAAGUAUUGUUGUUUCAUGGUAUGAAGAAAUACAGUAUUACACAGUUAUUAUUAUUAUAAUUGUUAUUAUCAUCAGUUCCGUUACCGUAGAUCAGUAAAUACACACGGUCAGAUAAACAUCGUCACACACAGCCCUGCAGAAUGUUUCUGAUACCACAGAGAGAAAAUUAAAAUUUAAGAUUGUAAAACAGUAGUUGAGGGGAAACACUCCGGGUGAAUCUGGUAAAGGUUUUAACUAAUAAAUGCAACCAUGACACUCCCCUCAGCUUUGUACUUACAGUAGGACUGUUGUUUUUUAUACAACAUGUGUUCUGAAAUAUUAUAUUUAAUUUAGCAAAUGAGCAAUUAUGUAAUUAAAUACGUGCUAAUUUUUAUACAUUUCUAGAACACAAAUCAAAAACAUGUUCCAAAGUCUUGUUUCAUUUUAGUUUCAUAUUAGAGUCAAAGGUUUUUAUGGAGGGGCCUCUGGAUCUCUCUGGACUCCUCUCCACAAAUCAGAAAACACUCUAACAGCCAUUAAAAAAAUCUAUUUUCACCAUGUUUUUAGGGAAUAAAAAUUUGUAAAAAUCAGGCUGUGAAUAAUAUUUCUGAACAAGUCCUCUGAAAAACCUUCAGAAUACAGACAGGAACCAAACUGGAAAGUUUUGUGGAUGUUAGAGCUGCUGAAAUGCAGAUUUAUGACUUGGAGGGAAAAAAAUCUGAGAAAACAAACUUUAAAAAUAUGAACUGUAAAAGAUAAGAUGCUAGGGUCAAAAGUUAAAACUACGAGAUUUCACCAUGAAACUUCACCCGUUGAUUAUGUACACUUAGAUAAUUAUUUUUUGUGUUUCAAGUUUUUUGAUAUUGUUUGCUUAAAUAUGAAGAUGAGGUAUAAGCUAAAUAAAUGUGCUUUUUGCAGAAAUAGUCCAAAGUCUCAAAAUUGACUCGUGCAUUUUCACCUGGAGUGUUUCACCUUAAAAGACAAAUAUAACAUGACUGUAACACAUUGAUGAUAAUGAUGAUGAUGGUGAUGGUGACUUUUCAUGGUCAGUGGCAGAGAACAGCAGAAUGACUGUAGGAGACAUUGACACUAACAGCUCGUACUGCUGUAUUGAUAGAGUUAGGAAAAUGAGAUUGAAGCCAUUUUAAAUACUCAGAAUCAGCUGGUAUUAGUAAAUUAAUUAUUUUGGCAACAACACUUGGCGCUGUGACUCAAAUGUAACGGUGGCGAACAUCUGAUAUCUGUAACCUGGAAGUUCUCUCGAAACUUCUGCAGCGAAACGAUCAGUUUCUGAAAAAUAAAUCUGUCUAACAAAAAGACACUUUAUUUAUUUCAGCCCCACAUCAAAGUGUACUCAGUGAAUUAAUUGAAGGAUUGAAAUACUGAACUGAGGGAACAAAAUAAGUUCACUGAACAAAUGAACAUGAGACUUUGUCAACAGAUUUCCCCCCAGAGGCCAAACAGGAAUUUAAAUGUCUGAAUGAUGAUGUUCAUUUUGAAUCUCAGCAUGUUGAUCUGUUGUUAAAUAACUGUCUGACUUCUGAUGUCAAUCUUUUCAAAAUGUCCUCAAACAACUGCUUGUGUAGGUUUUAUCAAACAAAAAAGAGGAAACUUUUUUGGGACUAUUUUCAGCCGCGGAUGAAUCCACAUUGAUGAGAAGAACUGUAGAAAACAUGUUCUGAUAGUUGGCGAUCAUGACAGUAGCUGCGGCUCUUUGACUUGAACAUUUGAUGAAUCAGUGGCUGUGACAUGUAAAAACACCGUUUUGAUUAUGUUGAGUAAAAAAUAAAAAAACCCCUCAGUU
Epinephelus moara (kelp grouper) is the source of this 4325-nucleotide messenger RNA. It is a transcript of the gene bacc1, whose product is annotated as chromosome 3 C17orf49 homolog. The record is from RefSeq and is a predicted model, not a curated record. NCBI's taxonomy places the organism in Eukaryota, Metazoa, Chordata, Actinopteri, Perciformes, Serranidae. The coding region runs from base 329 to 946 and encodes 205 amino acids. The transcript has 6 exons. Gene Ontology annotation, cellular component: MLL1 complex; NURF complex.